Messenger RNA from Lytechinus variegatus (green sea urchin), 710 nucleotides. Its product is annotated as putative nuclease HARBI1. NCBI's taxonomy places the organism in Eukaryota, Metazoa, Echinodermata, Echinoidea, Temnopleuroida, Toxopneustidae. The record is from RefSeq and is a predicted model, not a curated record. The transcript is spliced from 3 exons. The coding region runs from base 10 to 690 and encodes 226 amino acids.
AGGCAGUUCAUGACGUUUCCUGCAACGAGAGAAGAAGUUGAAACAACCCAGCAGCAAUUUUACGACUACUGCAGAUUUCCAGGGGUCAUUGGUGCAAUUGAUGGGACCCAUGUUUACAUCCAGACUCCUGGUGGUGAACAAGCCUUAUACUUUUUGAACAGGAAGAAAAGAUAUUCCGUCAAUGUACAGGUAGUUUGUGAUCUUGCUGGGAAAAUAAGUAUUGUGGCAAGGUGGCCUGGCAGCACUCAUGAUUCCCGGAUUUUCAAUGAGAGCUCACUGAAGGAACAGCUGGAGGCAAGGGCAGAUGGUGCUGAGUGGCUUCUUGGAGAUAGUGGGUACCCAUGUCUUCCCUAUCUCAUGACCCCUCUCCUGAAUCCUCAGAGACGGCCACAGGUACCUUAUAAUGCUGCCCACAAAAGAGGGCGUUGUAUUAUUGAGCGGACCUUUGGUCGUUUGAAGAGGAGGUUCCCUUGUCUCAAUUAUCUCCGCUUGAAGGUGGACACUACAUUCGCAAUCAUAGUGUUCUGCUCGGUCUUGUGGAAUAUCUCUCUUGGUCGGCACGAGCCAGAUAUUCCAGGACCUGAGCCUGAGGAAAUGCCUCCACUUGUCCACCUUCCUCCUGGCCUCCACGACGCUGUCGCAGGAAGGCUCAGGAGAGAGCAGAUAAUUGAGGAUCACUUUAAUCGUUAAGGCAUGUCUGUGUAUGUAUA